AUGGCGACUAACCACAGCGAUGUUGAGCUCAUCCCUGGCACGGAGAUCAUCAACGAGGACAGUUCAGCGCAGAAGACGCUGAUACCAACACCCUCUUCUGAUCCCCGCGACCCUUUGAACUGGACCCGAAAAUGGAAGCUCAUGGUGAUGGCCUCACAAUGGCUCUUUACUUGGAUCUCCGUCACCGGUGCUCUAUCUAUCGCACCCAUGUUCCCUCUUCUAGGCGCACAAUUCCAUCUCAACAACAACCAGUUAGCCAUGCUGACUGGCAUCACUGUCAUCACACUCGGCUUCGCCAACUUCAUCAUUGUGCCGCUCUCCAAUAUAUUCGGUAGACGCGCUGUCAGCUUGGUUUUCUCGGUACUCAUUCUCUUGUCUUGCGUAUGGCAGGCAAUGGCGACCAGUCACAGCAGUCUGCUGGCGGCGCGUGCUGUAAACGGUCUGGUCUGUGCAACGAGCGAGAGCAUCCCUGUGCAAAUGAUCGCCGACGUCUUCUACCAGCACGAGAGAGGUCUUUGGACGGGUGUGUACUUCACUGGCUACUUCAUGGGAGCUUUCCUUGGUCCGAUCAUGGCGGGAUCCAUGGCAGCUCACUAUGGCUGGCAAUCGUUCUUCUGGCUAGAGACGGCAUUGUCUGGUGUUUCCAUCAUCCUCAUCGCUCUCACCUUCCCUGAAACCAAGUACCAUCGCGGAAACGCAGGGGUCAUUCAAGCUGGCAGCAACAACGUUAGCAAUGACGAUCAGAGUAAGCUCGAGAAGCAAGCAACGCAGGCUGGGGUCCAAGACUCCGAAGGAAGCUCACUCGAACAAUCCACCACUGUGCAAGGACGGCCUUCCCGCGCACAAUUCAUGCCAUUCAUGAAGCCGGAUGCUCGGUGGAAGAUGUUCGUUGUGCGCGACACCUGGACGCCCAUCAAAGUUUUCUUCAACCCAAUCAUCCUAUGGGCAGGACUGAUGCUUGCUGGCCCAGCUGAUAUCCUCCUCUUUUUCAACCUUACAGAGUCCCCUGUGCUCGCUGCGCCGCCCUACCUCUUCAAGCCAGACCAAGUAGGCUACACAAAUUUCGCAUUCGCAAUCGGCGCCCUGUUCGGUCUGGCGACAGCAGGUCCAUACUCCGACUGGGUAUCCGCCCGUGCAGCGCGUAAGAACGGCGGCGUGCGCGAAGCGGAGAUGCGACUACCAGCGUUGUUCAUUUACAUGAUCAUCACCAUGCUCUCGAUAAUCCUCGGUGGUGUUGCAUACCAGCAACAGUGGGCCUGGGGUCAUAUUGUCGUCUGGGGCUAUGGGUUCGCUGGCCUCAGUGUCACCACAGUGCCCACCAUUGCCAUUGCCUACGCGAUCGACUGCUACAAGCCCAUCUCCGGCGAGAUUAUGGUUGUCGCAACAGUCUGCAAAAACUUCAUCGGUUUCUCGUACAGUUACUGGGUUUUCGAUCUUGCGCACGAGAGCAAAGAUGGGUGGAUCACCCCCGCUAUGGUCAUCUUCGCUUGUGCGAUGGGGCCUGCGCUGUUUGUAUUUCCCUUGUACUUUGGGUUGGGCAAGAAAAUCAGGCGAUGGACAAAGGAUAGCGAUGUUCACCGUAUGGAGGAGGUAAUCUAG
Messenger RNA from Alternaria atra, 1599 nucleotides. RefSeq lists its product as uncharacterized. NCBI's taxonomy places the organism in Eukaryota, Fungi, Ascomycota, Dothideomycetes, Pleosporales, Pleosporaceae. Gene Ontology annotation, biological process: transmembrane transport. Gene Ontology annotation, molecular function: transmembrane transporter activity. The record is from RefSeq and is a predicted model, not a curated record. Bases 1 to 1599 code for a protein of 532 amino acids. The transcript is spliced from 3 exons.